Molecule: messenger RNA, 1119 nt
Organism: Acaromyces ingoldii
Lineage: Eukaryota; Fungi; Basidiomycota; Exobasidiomycetes; Exobasidiales; Cryptobasidiaceae
Product: acyl-CoA N-acyltransferase
Exons: 1
Coding region: 68-1063 (331 amino acids)
Molecular function (GO): acyltransferase activity, transferring groups other than amino-acyl groups
Source: RefSeq, a predicted model, not a curated record
CUCUGCAACAGCACCCUCGACUGCCGUCAGCCUCGACUGCCGUUGGUCUUGUCCGACGCCGAGAGCCAUGUCAGACAUCAAGAUCCGGCCCAUCUCGCACGAUGAAUUCAAGGAGGCCAGCUCCAUCAUCCUUGACCAGCACAAGUGGCCCUUCAUCCAGCCCGACCUGGACGUGCUGGUGAGCAGUCCCUCGUCCAACUUUGUCGCUGCCACCGAUGCGUCGACGGGCUCUCUCUGCGGCCUCAUCAAUCUCGUCAUCUUCCCAGCCCUCUCGUCGCCAGACGACAAGCGCGGCUACAUUGGCUGUCUGAUCGUCAAGGAUGAGUACCAACGAAAGGGCAUCGGCAAGAAGCUGCUCCAAUGGUCCUUUGACAAGUGCAGGGAGGCGCGCUGCUCCACCGUCUGGCUCUCGGCCACCGAUGCCGGCGCGCCACUGUACGCAAGCCUGGGCUUCCAUACGACGGGCCGCUCGGCCGUGUAUGUCAAGAGCGGGCCGGCAUGGUCUGCGGGCGACGCUGUCAGGGAGCAGCCGCUGGAAGCGGCGAGCAAGCUCAUCUGGGCCUCGGUCAAGACGAUGAAGCGGGACAGGGCGCAGCUUUGGCGAGAGGCGACCAGCAUGAUCAACAAGAGUCUCGACGAUGACAGGACGUCGCUCGUCGACGCCUACGUCGACGAUGCAACCGUCUUCUUUCUCGCUUCCUCCGACGACGGCGGCGGCGAGACCCGCGUGCAGGCCGUCCUCGUCUCGCGGCCAGGCUACCGUAGUCGCCAGCUGCUGGGCCCCGUCUGCGCGAGGAGCGGCGAGGGUGCUCAGCUUCUCUUCCAGACCGUCACAACGGCCGGUGAUGCUGGCAGCAGCGGUGGUGCGGACACGGUCGUCUUUGCCAUUGCAUCAGACACGAGGUACGACGGCGGCGCAUUCGACGCCUUCCUCGGCCAGGCCGGAGGAGCGGCGGAAGAGUGGACGCUGAAAAUCAUGGAGAUGCCCAUGGGAGCGGGCACCGUGGCAAAGGCUCCCACCGACGUCAAGCAAUUGGCAUUGAUAGAUCUCAGUUUCGACUAGACUCAAGAAGAAUAGAAAUGCAAUCUCUACUUCAUGAUUGAAUGAUUGAUGCACAU